Petromyzon marinus (sea lamprey) is the source of this 3755-nucleotide messenger RNA. RefSeq names its product GRAM domain-containing protein 2A. Lineage: Eukaryota; Metazoa; Chordata; Hyperoartia; Petromyzontiformes; Petromyzontidae. Gene Ontology annotation, cellular component: cytoplasmic microtubule. The record is from RefSeq and is a predicted model, not a curated record.
CCUGACGUUGGUUUGAGCUGUUUCAUCACUGCGUUGAGAGCCGAGAGUAGGAGGAGGAGGAGGUGGUGGUGAGUGUUGUGGGCGGGUAACAAGGAGGAGGAGGGAGAGGGCAUUUGGUGGCUUGCCAGAAAGUGGCCCGCUUGGUCCAGCCACCGCCACCACUCUCUCAAAGAGGAGAGGAAGCACCGCGUGCUUUUUUUUUUCUAUGGAGAAGUACUCACGAAGAUGACCAUGAUCAGGACUAAAGAGGAAGAGAAUUGCACGAAUGGUCGUUCUUCAGAAAACCCCAUCCCAUCGCCAGUCGAUGGAUUCAAUCAACGGGCAGACACAUUCAGCAGUGAAGCCGAUGCCUUGAUCGAUAUUAAAAAGAAGAAAAAGCCCCCCAUCUUGAGAUCCAACACGUAUCAUCCUUCCUUAGCGAGGACUGGAGAAGUUGAGAAAAAAAACAAGUCCCCAUCAGUCUCUCCCCAGAACAAGUACACCAACCAGUUCCACAAGUUGUUCAAAGAAAUUCCAGAGGAAGAAGAUCCCAUUGAGACCUUCAACUGUGCACUCCAAAGAGACCUCAUAUUUCAAGGCCGAAUGUUUGUCUCCGAAAACUGGAUCUGCUUUUUCGCCAACUUCUUUGGGAAAGACGUAAAGGUUGCAAUUCCGGUGUUGACUGUGAAAGCGAUUAAAAAGCAGAGAAGUGCGCUUCUGCUACCAAAUGCCAUUGGCAUAACAUCUGCCUGUGAAAAACACAUGUUCAUCUCCUUCUUGGCCCGGGAUGCCGCAUACAAAGCCCUGCUGUCUGUCUGCAAGCAGGCCGAGGCAGUAAACGAAAACAGUUCCAACAACCUUGUACAACUUGGGCAGGAACAAGCCUCCAGCAACUGCGCCAGGCCUGAUGCCUUCAAUCCGACAACCACUGAUGGAUUGCGUCUUGAAUUGGUCCUUUCCAAUCAAACCACUCCAAGUACACAAAGCAGCAGCACCAGCUCUGUGUUUGAAGAGCAUGAAGAAAGCAGCCCGACAGAGAUCAAAUGGAAAAACGGUCUGCAUGAGCCUGAUGGCAUCUCAAGGCCAUCAUCAACCCAGACAGCGGAACCCCCAGCCCCCUCAUUUACCAGCAGACUCCAACAAAAAAUGUCGAAUCUCUUAAGUUCAACACCAAGGACAGAAGAUCAACAAUCAGUGCAUUACAUUCUGGUUGUGUGCACUUUACUGAUCGUCUUGCUUAUGGUGUCGUCUUGUUACAUGGCGGUGAAAAUAGCAUCUUUAGAGGCUCACCUGACUUCAAUCGGGAUGGGACCUGAACAGCAAUAUGUUCCUGGCCUACCCGACCGAAGCAAUUUGAAUCCCAUGUCAUCUGCUGACAAAGUUGACCUCACCAACAGUGAACUGAUGACUUCUCUGGCUACGCUAGGCAGUGUUAUAAAAAAUCUGGAUGAAUUGCUUGUUGAGCUACAGUCUCUGAUCACUACUGCUUCACUGUCAUGAUUUCAAGACCUUCUGCAGGCAGAAGAUUGUUGGGACCAUUGGGGCCAGAAAAAGAGGCCUGUCUCCAUAGCUGUAUUUAUGCACAUGAAGGGAUAUACUGAACUCCACGAUGAUUAGCAACAUUUUCAACCCAGGUUUAAAAAUCUGCAAGUGGAGCCAAUACAAUUCCAAUUGCAAUAAAUUAUGUAAAUAAUUACAACUGCCAUGGUGUAGUUGCAUUAGAUAUGUUACCACUGUAUACAACUCGGUGGAUAAUUUUGCUUAUGCAUGUGGAGUUAUCUCUUUCACAGUCUGCAGAAUUUGAGUGGUAUUUUCUAAGUUUACAUGUGAACAAUGACAUUCUAUGGCUCAGGGUACAGUGCCAUUGCUGGACUGGAUGUUGCUGUGCAUUCAUGUAUGCUUUAAAGUGAGGAUGUGCUAAUUGGUGCUGAUCGAUACUGACCUUUUUGUGUUGAAAUAUCCUGUAAAAGAAAUCCCCAGCAUGUGUGAAUUUGCAAUGAAGUCAUGAUAUUAGCACCUCACUUUCAGAAUACAGCUUAUCCUGCACUCGUUCAGCACUUAUCUGCCAUUGUGUACAUUACAAUUUUUACUGGGGACUUCUUUCCCAUUACAUUGUAUAAUGUACAAGCAAUAUCCUGAAAGCUAAUCAUGCCAAAAAUCUUUCAUUAAGAAUUUUUCUAAUUUCAAUAUCGAAGAAUAUUAGGAUUUAAUAAUCCAGACGACGUAGGAAAACAAUGUUUUACGUGCGCAAAUCAAGCUUUUUCACAUUUUAUUGAAAUAAGCCGUGAAAAGUGACUCGCCCGUAAUUUCAGAUUCACUAUUUUUAUCGCACAUUUUAAAUUUACAAUCAAGUGUCGGGAACAGUGCUCGUCACCUGUAAUGAGAAUUUGGUAAUUCAUUGUUCUCUUACAUUUCCGUAUCAAUUCCCAUUUAAACCUAAAGGUGCAAAGAUGUGGUCUGCAGCAAAGACUUGUGUGCUUGACAGCACGAUUGGUUGACAGCUCUUUAAAGUGCCUAUACUGUAUUUUUAAAAAAAGGCCCAUCAACAGCAAAAGAUUGUAAAUUAAGUAAAUUAUCAGUAGCGUUGCAGGUGUGCAGUGCAUAUGUGCAGAAGUAUAUCUGUUUGUUGAUGUGUUGAAUGCAUUUACAUCAGAACCAGUGUAAUUUCUUUAGCGUGUGUUAUUUAUGGAUUUCUCGUUAUAAUGAGUGAUGUAUGAUGCUUAUUUAUUUCACUUGGUGAAACAUACAAUACUGUAAUUAGCUAUAUGUUAUUAAAGUGUAAUUUAUGAAUAAAUAAAUAAUAAAAUUACUUUUUGUGUCACAUGCUUUGCAUUAAAAUAAUAAUGUGCCAGUGCUCUGCUUUGGGUUUGAGGGGAGGAGAUCUCUCCUACAACGCCUUGAAAGACUAGGCAAAGGAAGAAGUCGGUCAUUUCCUGGUCAUGAGCAUUGAGCCAGUGGGUAUCUCCCUGUUUACAGCCCUGCGGCUCGUGGUGAAAAUUUAACAUUCCAUUACGAUGGUGAGUUUAGUAAUAGGAUAACCACUGUAGGCUUCCCCAGCAAGUGUUAUUUCUUUUACAGAGCCUGGAUGGAUAGUGGGCUGAGUCAACUGCCAACCAGUAUUUGAACUCGCAACUUUCAGGAUCACGAGCAGCUUGCUCUACCACUGAUCCAUCUGAUAGGUGAUUUAUUUAUUUAGUAUGGUUAUGCUGUACUUUAAUCCAACCAACAGUUCAUAAUGUAGAACGUAUACAAUUACACGUGUGUACUUCAUCCAAAAUACUGUGCAAACAUGCCCGUAUUGAUGGUGAAGUGGUUAGCACACUGCGAUCUGAAUCCAGUUACCUGGGAUAGAUUCCCAGCCUUGGCACGCGAUGUUAGUGGCACGUGAUGUCUGAACUGAUCCUUGGCACAACCCCCCCCCAACCCGCCCUUCACCAACCUGCACUGACUAGCGGGAAGUAUGGAAACAACAACCCCAACCACAAAAGUCUGGGGAUGUAAAUUUGAAAAUGCACACUGUACAUUAUGACCAUGACUGUGGAAAGGCCUUCAUCCAGCAGUGUAUUGGCGUCUAUACUAUGUAUUAUACAGUAUAGAUCGCUAGUCCACUGAGUGAAAACAUGAAGCAAAUGUGACCGACCAACAUUUACAUGGUGUGAUAUUGUAACUUUUGCAAUUUUUAAACAACGCUGCCUUAUGUGGUUAAAAUAAGUCGCGUUUUCAACCGUUGAACUAAUCGUGAAAAAAUAAACAUUGAAACUUCCUCUGAUUCACAA